ACCAUAGACUCAUGGAGAAUUCAGAAUUGGAGACCACCCGCCACCGCCAAGAGAAGAGAGUAGCAUUGAAUGAGAUGUCGUCUUAAUGGUCCAAAGAAAAAUGGUUCUGAGUUUCUGACUGCUCACGUUUUUCAACCAAUUAGUUUGAUUCUUAGGUAUAAUCGGGAUUGCUUCGAAGGACUGAACUGAAACCCUGCGAUUGGGUUUGAAGGAAAUUCCCAAGGAAUAGCGAUGGAGAAGUAUGCGAUUCAACCAUUAGUCGCGAUUUUGAUCUCUUUUGUAAUCGCUUCGAGGGCUUUCAAGCGGAAGUCUCUCGAUCGGUCGGGAGCGCUUCUGGGGUUUCUGGUCAUGUCUGUCCAUAUUGCAGUUGGAUUGAGAUUCGGCGCUCUUCUGCUUGUUUUCUUCUUUUCUUCGUCUAAGCUUACCAAGGUCGGGGAGGAGAAGAAGCGAAGCGUUGAUGCUGACUUCAAAGAGGGUGGCCAGAGGAAUUGGGUACAGGUGCUAGCUAAUAGUGGCAUAGCUACAGUUCUAGUCGUGCUUGUUGGGCAAUCAAUUGGGUGGCAGGAUAAAUGCUUAGACUCAAAAGGAUCAGCAUUAGUAACAUGUCUUAUUGGUGGUAUAAUUGGACACUAUGCCUGCUGCAACGGAGAUACUUGGUCAUCAGAGAUAGGGGUGCUUAGUAAUGCACAGCCACGAUUAAUCACAACCUUUAAGCCAGUACGGAAGGGCACAAAUGGUGCUGUGACAACAACAGGACUCCUAGCAGCUGCAGCAGCAGGCAGUGUUAUUGGGCUGACAUUUGUUCUCUUUGGACUUUUCACAGCAAAAUGUGCUUCUGAUGUAGCUUUGAAGCAGCUUCUGGUAAUACCAAUCGCUGCAAUUGCAGGGCUACUUGGAAGUAUAAUAGAUUCUCUGUUGGGGGCGACAGUGCAAUUCAGUGGAUUUUGCACUGUACGAAAUAAGGUGGUUGAAAAGCCAGGGCCAACCGUGAAGAAGAUAUCGGGCCAGAGCAUCCUUGACAACAAUGCUGUAAACUUUGUAUCGGUGUUGCUAACCACACUGUUGACCUCCAUUACCUGCUUGUACAUUUUCUGAUAAGCCCAAUUUGCCAACAUUUGUAAUCAGACGGUAGGAGCUUCAAGAGGUCUACAUGCUACAAUUCAGAAGUUGCACAUGGUGGUCCAGGAUCUGUAUGACUUUAUUGAUCAUGGGCAUAGGAGCUAGGAAGGAAGGUCACUCAGGGAAAUAAUUUGAUACCUAAUGGAUUGACGAGUAGUUGAUGCUUGUUUGGGAAAUCUCCCGAGUAUUUGUGUGCGAGUGAGAGACACUUUUCAUCCACUGGUACUAUAUAGAACAAAAAUCCAUAAAUUUGUGAGUUAGAUUACUACUUGAAAGGGGUCCUUAGUCACAGCAA
This is a messenger RNA of Nelumbo nucifera (sacred lotus), 1414 nucleotides long. Its product is annotated as integral membrane protein (Protein of unknown function DUF92, transmembrane). The record is from RefSeq and is a predicted model, not a curated record. Gene Ontology annotation, cellular component: membrane. NCBI's taxonomy places the organism in Eukaryota, Viridiplantae, Streptophyta, Magnoliopsida, Proteales, Nelumbonaceae.